AUGAUGACCUCGAAUCUCAUUUCACGGCUUCUACCAUCAAAUCCCCAAGGUCGAUCAAUCUAUGACGAAAUACGUGCUCACGACGAAGCAUCCGAAUCAGAUAUAGAAGAACGAGCGGGGAUGGCACUCGAUGAGGAGAAUCUAAGGUUUCACGAUGAUGAAUUAGGAGAACCGGCAGAUAUACUUGACGGCGAAUCAGUUACAGAGAGCACGGCAUUUCUGCCUGGGCAACAACAAAUACCUCAAAAGCCAAGACAUCAUCGCAAAGGAAAGGGCAAAGAUCGCUCACAUCAUUUGGCAGAAUCGCCGAGAUUACUUGAAGAAGACCCCGACGAUGAUGUGCCUGCUUCAUUGUUGAUCGAGGGAAACAAUCGUCAUCCCGAUCCGGAGACCCCAAACCACGCCCGAAUAAGGCAGACAGCACUACCAAAGAUAGCUCCUGCAGUAACGGGACCAUCCGCACGAGAGACAAGAGAAGCAAGAGAGACAGCUCAUUGGGAAAUGACGCAGGCACAGCAGAAAUUACAUGAGGAUGAUGAAAUCAGAACCUCUGGUGUGCCUCAGACACCACAACCCACUCCUCGAAGCACUGGGUUCUUGACAGGCAGUCCGAAAGAUAAAGCUAUGUGGCGAUGGGUUAACGUGACAAACCUCGACAAUUUCAUUAGAGAUGUGUAUGAUUAUUUUGAGGGGACGGGAAUUUGGUCCAUAGUUCUCGCCAAAGUCAUUGACCUCCUCACACUUGUUUUUGUAGCAAUAUUUACGACUUUCCUUACACAAUGUGUCGACUAUAAGAAGAUACAACGUGAACACGCUCACAGCUUGAAUGAAGCAUUGGUUCCACAAUGCACAAAGAAGAUAUCUGGAUUUUCAAAUGUAGCAAUAUGGCUCCUCUGCCUGUUUGUACUCUAUAGAGUAUACCAGCUUUUGACGGAUCUUCCGAGACUUAUGAAAAUGCGUGACUUCUAUACAUAUCUCCUUGAGAUCCAGGAUAGCGAUAUGCAGACCGUGUCUUGGCAAGAUGUUGUCGCCAGAGUCAUGGCCCUGCGAGACGCAAAUCCUAUCACAGUGGAGAGAAUUUCGCCGUAUAAUCGAAAAUGGAUCUUGGGCACUCAAUCAAAAGAACGACUCGAUGCCCAUGACAUAGCCAAUCGCUUGAUGAGGAAAGAAAAUUACCUCAUCGCCCUGUUUAACAAGGAAGUUCUUGAUCUUACCCUGCCACUCCCUUUUCUGCAAGGUCGGCAGCUUUUUUCAAAAACUUUACAGUGGAACUUAGAGUGGUGCAUACUAGAUUUUGUCUUCAAUGACUAUGGCCAGGUCAGACAAUUGGUUCUGAAAGAUUCUCAUCGACGAGAGUUAAGCGAUGGGUUGCGAGAUAGAUUCUUGUUCGCAGGUUUGAUGAAUGUUAUCUGUGCUCCGGUCAUCGUUAUAUAUGUGCAAUAUCAUAAAAAUCCUGCGGCUCUCGGAUCGCGCUCAUAUACACCUCUCGCAGAGUGGAAAUUUAGAGAGUUCAACGAGCUUCAUCAUUUAUUCAACAAACGGGUAAACAUGUCAUACCCCUUUGCAUCGCGAUACCUCGACCAAUUUCCAAAGGUCAAAAUGGCCCAUAUGGCUAAAUUCAUAACGUUCAUGGCGGGCGCCGUUGUAUCGGUUUUGGUAAUUGCCACGAUCUGGGAUCCUGAUGUCUUUCUCAAGUUUGAUAUUACCCCAGAAAGGUCGGUAUUAUUCUAUCUUGGAAUCUUUGGACCGCUUUGGGCUAUCACAAAUGGCAUGAUACCAGAUGAAAAUCUUGUUUUCGACCCCGAGUACGCGCUCCGGAACGUGGUCGAAUACACUCAUUACAUGCCUAACCACUGGCAAGGUCGACUCCACAGCGACGAAGUCAAGAGAGAGUUCUCUAGUCUCUACCAACUUAAACUCGGGAUAUUUUUUGAAGAAGUCUUUAGUAUCAUAAUCACUCCAUUUCUGUUAUGGUUCAGCUUACCAAAGUGCGCUGAUCAGAUCAUUGACUUCUUCAGAGAAUUCACUGUUCAUGUUGAUGGUGUUGGAUAUGUUUGCUCAUUCGCGGUAUUCGACUUCAAGAAGGGGAUUGGAAGAACUCCAACACAAGGUAGGCUCAAUACCGACGUGCGAGAGGAUUAUUAUUCCACGAAGCAUGGCAAAAUGGCCGCCUCAUAUUAUGGUUUUCUGGACAACUACUUGCUCAAUCCAAAAACAGGUGUACCAGGACAUAAUCCACCGGGCAUGCGACAGCAAUUUCAUCCUCCUCCAGCUUUUCCAGGCUUGAUGUCGCCUACAUUAGCUGCGGAUAUGACUAGCUCAAGGAUGGGUCGCAGUGAGGCAAGACCGAUGAAUAGAGGGCCCAACGGUCCACAGCAAGCCGCACGGACACCUCGAUUCCCACCUAAUACUGGUGCUAACGGAUCUCCUAUGGCCUCCGUCCUUUUGGAUCCUCAUCAUCAUCCGUCAACCUCUGGAUUCGGAGCCCGUAGCGUUCGACGAAACUCUCGAUCACGAUAUCAAGCUCGCAGAGGAGCUAAUAUCAUUGAAGAGCCAAUAGAAGACGAGGAUGAACUUGGUCGAUCAGCAGUUCAACCUGGAAGAUCUCAUGCAAUUGAUGAGACUGUUGCGAAUCUGGGUGAAUCAACAUGGGAAGUGUCUCCAACCAGAGGGAACACUGGGGGAGUUAAAGAUGAGGAAGAAGAUGGUGAUGGAGUUGCGGGAGGUGGAGUCUUGGGACUGUUGUAUCAAUUUCAGAAGGCGCAAACCAAUGGUAGACCCGGAGUUAGCAUUUGA
Messenger RNA from Sclerotinia borealis F-4128, 2796 nucleotides. Lineage: Eukaryota; Fungi; Ascomycota; Leotiomycetes; Helotiales; Sclerotiniaceae. The record is from the annotation of a GenBank genome assembly.